AUGGCAGAAAUUCAGAGGCGGCCAUCACUUAUGCUUGAUGACGAGGAGGACCUCAGUCAUGAGAGGAGGUCAAGGCUCCCAUCACAGGUUACUGAUGCGCCCCUGGACGAUACCGAUAUGAUAGCUCUGAAUACUACUUAUGACAAGCAGAUUAUUCAAGGGCAGCCCAUGCAUCUAGAGUUUAAUGGGCACACGAAUCCUAUCCAUCAAGAAGUCAGUGCAUCACAGCUCAAAAAUCACCGCCAUUUGGAUGAAAAAGGGUGCCUCACGGUUUUUGAUAUCAUAGGGAAAAAGAGGGCGCAUUAUCUGAAGAGUUCUGCUCAAGAUGCACUGUCGAGUCCAAAGAACGAUACUAAAUCCUGGUUUCUUUAUCCUCGUCCACUACCUAAGUUUUGGAAGUUUGAUAAGGACAGGAGAUUACAAGAUACUCAAGAUCGAGCGAUUGAAAACAACGGAAGGCCUGAUCAUAAAGGUUACUUCACCACUCGUGCCUCGCACGCAGACGCCUAUAAUCAAUCAAGCCCAACUGACAAAAUCAAUCUAAACUAUACUGGAAAAUUCUUUGAGCUCGAAAAUUAUGCGGAAGAGUUCCGGAAUGUUGUGGGCCCUCGAAAUACUACUACUUUAUCUUACAAAGAGGUCGUAGCAAAAAUCUCGCCAAUUGAGGAAUUCAGUAAAGAUUUCCAAUGGGUUUUGAGCUAUCUCGUCUCUGAGGAAUUGAAUUCUUUAGCAACAAAACGGAUUGAGUACUUACUCAAUAGAUUUGACCUCUUCCAGCAGCUGGAGGGUCGUACUGAAAUUCGCGAAAACAGACUAGUCCCUCAUCGCGACUUUUACAACGUCAGAAAAGUUGAUCAGAAUUUUCUCCUGAGCGGCUGCGUGUCACAGCGUCAAUUGAAUGAGUUCAUAUGGGAAAAACUAAAUCUCGAACCCGAAAGGAUUGUCUACAAGAACUCCGAGGGGAAAGAAUUCAAGCUUCGUCAAAUAUUCUGUAACGGAGCUGAUGCAAAGUCUAAUGAAGACGCAUCGAUUGGCCUCAAAGCAGUGGAUGAUUUGUUUCUAGAAUGGUAUCAAACCGUAUAUCUUCCUGGGAGUCACCUUAUGGGUCGCUGUGCACCGGCUCCUGGUAAAGAUCACACCUUCUUUAUGAUUGCGAAAACUUUUCUCGAGUUCGAUAAUUGCAUGAAUGGAGAGUAUUUUGCGGAGUUAGUUGUCAGGUAUGUCAUACAGUCCUUCGAAAAAAGUAAGUACCAGCUUGCACAACUGUCGGUAGAUUUCCAGUUUUGUGAGGACUGGUGGUUUAAAUUCAGCGACUGGAUUACUAAAUGGAAACUCGUCUCCUACAACAUUCGAUGGAACGUCCGGCUUGGGAGAAGUUAUACCAAAUUACAUGCUUCGGGGAUUGUUGAGAGUUUCCAAGACUAUUUGGACUACAUAUUUCGUCCACUUUUCUCUAGCAAAGCGAAAAACGACAUGAAAUUGCAAUAUUUUCUUUCAACGGUUUGUUGCCUUGACCUAUCCGCAACUGAAGGUGACGACUACGUUUGGAAAAAGUUCAUGGAUCCCCAGUCUACACUUCCAAUUGACUGGAGUGCUACUAGAGACAAUCCGCCAAUAGCAUACUACAUGUUUUACCUCAUGGAAUAUGUCAAGCAGUUCAACUUGAUGCGACGAAAUAAUUUACAAAACCCGGUCACCUUGCGCCUAUAUGCACCAUUGUUAAGAAGCCGAGUUUCUCAAUUUAAGGCGGGAAUUAGUAUAACUGAGCAGCUCGAAUCGUUAAUAUGCAACGUUCUGUUGUGCCACUCGGGGCUCCUUCAAGCUGAGCCGCUGUGGGAUGCAUCGCCUGCUGUUCUUUAUCUUUAUUACCUCCUUCAGAUCCCCGUAAUUGUAUCCCCGCUUUCGUCAGUCUCGAUCGCCCAAGAGAAACCAAAGACUUCACGCGCGGACGGAAUAAGAGAUGUGACAGUGCAGUCUACUCGGUUCUACACGGGAAACCCUUUCCUACAAAUGCAAAAGAUUGGACUUCGGGUGAUUUUAUCUAGCAAUUCGGUGCUUUUCAAUAGCUCUUACACCAUGGAGCCAAUAAUCGAAGAGUAUAGCGUGGCAGCCAGCAUUUAUUUGCUUAACAGCGCGGACUUGUGCGAGUUUGUUCGCAACAGCAUUGUCACGAGCGGCUAUGAAGGUUUUUAUAAGGCACAUUGGAAUGGCAUAGGGUUAACGAAAACACAAUUUUUGCGCGAAAAAAUAGGAGGCACUGAUUCGUGGUACGAUCAAGAGCUUGAUACUAGUUACAAGCACAAUGUUCCAACAACACGGCGGUUAUACCGCAAGGACUGUCUAGAUCGAGAGUGGGAGUUUAUCAGGAAGCAAGUUCCCAGUGAGCUUUGCUUUUCUUGA
Molecule: messenger RNA, 2400 nt
Organism: Lachancea thermotolerans CBS 6340
Lineage: Eukaryota; Fungi; Ascomycota; Saccharomycetes; Saccharomycetales; Saccharomycetaceae
Product: metallo-dependent hydrolase superfamily protein
Exons: 1
Coding region: 1-2400 (799 amino acids)
Biological process (GO): IMP salvage
Cellular component (GO): cytosol
Molecular function (GO): AMP deaminase activity
Source: RefSeq, a predicted model, not a curated record